This is a messenger RNA of Papilio polytes (common Mormon), 1272 nucleotides long. Its product is annotated as homeobox protein Hox-B2a-like. Gene Ontology annotation, molecular function: RNA polymerase II transcription regulatory region sequence-specific DNA binding; DNA-binding transcription factor activity, RNA polymerase II-specific. NCBI's taxonomy places the organism in Eukaryota, Metazoa, Arthropoda, Insecta, Lepidoptera, Papilionidae. The transcript is spliced from 6 exons. The record is from RefSeq and is a predicted model, not a curated record. Gene Ontology annotation, biological process: regulation of transcription by RNA polymerase II. The coding region runs from base 1 to 1272 and encodes 423 amino acids.
AUGGAAGAAUCGUUAGACGGACGCGAGGCGAGCACCAGCGCCGGGUUUGAUUCCGCGGCCAUCUUGAAUGAUGACGUAUCGCCCACCACAAGUUUCUGUUACAACAUUCCUAAUCUUUUUAAUGGGCUAGGUCCAGGUUCGGUACUCUGCGACCGGCCGGAAACAGAAAGCAGCGAGUAUGCAACCGCUGAGCAUACGGAGGACGUAACAGAGACACAGCAGUAUGAAGAUGACGAGGAAUAUUCACCAAGCUCCAAUUCAAAGAGCGACGUUCCGAAACGUAAACAGAGAAGAUACAGGACAACGUUUUCUAAUAUACAACUGGAGCAGCUGGAGGCGGCGUUUCAUAAAACACAUUAUCCCGAUGUUUUCUUCAGGGAAGAGCUCGCUAUGCGGAUAGAUCUUACCGAAGCAAGGGUACAGGUGUGGUUUCAAAACCGUCGUGCGAAGUGGCGCAAGCAGCAGAAAGCAGGCUGUGAUAGUUACCCGGGCCGCGGCGGACGCUCCCCUGACCCUCGCUCACCUUCUGCACUGGCGCUGGAGAUGAGGGACUUCAUUACAAUACCUGUGUCAUCACCACAAGUCAUCAAUUUAGCUGAAUCUUCAAACAUAAGUAACUACGGAUCUAAAAGUAAGCAGCCAGCACCAGCUAUCCACAUAUCCGCGCUCCCAACCAGACAAAACUCUCAAAUGGAUCUUCCUUCCUUCUCUAUACCGCUUCAAUAUAAUCUCGGUAGCUUUAAAAAGAUCGGAGAAGAUGUACACUUAGAUCUAGAAGCUUCUACGUCCGAAAAUGUAGUUCCAAAUCAUUGGGACUCUAGAAUGGUAGCUAAUUAUAAUUUAAUGAAUAUAAAACCGUUAUUGGAGACUCGCGAAGGUAUAGAUAUGUCUGAACUGAAAUAUGAAGUUAAAAAUGAGAGUGUAAAUAGGAUUAAUUUUAAUGAAAUACCAGACACGUCUAUUCCUAGUGCAAAUAUAGAAGCAGAAGAUAUACUUGGAAAGGAAACCGUUAACGAAGGACAGACAAUAUCACCUGAUUUUGAAAUAGAGAGAUAUCAAAAUUACACUAACGAAACUGGGAAACGGUUCAGAGAAACAACUUUCGAUGAAAAUAUCAUUGAAGAUGGAAGAAAUGAUUUUGUAUGCGAUAGUGAUUUCUUGUGCAAGAAUAAUUAUGACAAAGUUGAAGAGAAACGCAAUGAAUAUGAGGACUGUCAUCUUCUAGAUGCGGAUAGUAAUGUUGGUAUGAAUAAUUUUGAGAAUAAUUUAUAA